Molecule: messenger RNA, 344 nt
Organism: Soboliphyme baturini
Lineage: Eukaryota; Metazoa; Nematoda; Enoplea; Dioctophymatida; Soboliphymatidae
Source: the annotation of a GenBank genome assembly
CUGUCAGGAAAUCAAGGAACGUAUACCAUCAGAGACGCAGAUUUGGACGAUACUGGGACGUACAGAUGUGAAGCCAGCAAUGCGGCAGGAAAAGUAAGCGCCAGUGCAUCGGUCGUGGUCAGAGAAGUGAACAGCGGCCCCAAAAAUUACUUGCAUAACACCAUAUCGCAUAAGGCACCGCAUUUUGCGGUCAUGUACCACGGUGGAGCCCGCAUAUUCGACUCCGAACGGUGCCAGCUUGUGAAAGCCAUUCCAACGUAUUCGUUUGUCGAUAAGCACUCGCAAUUGUGUCCGUCUGACGAGGAUGCCUUGCUUGACAAGCAAAGGCCUAUUACAAGGUAAUG